CACGCUCCACCACCACGGUUUUUUAGCAGAUUGUUUCAUCAUUAUCAUCUUCAUCAUCGUUUUCGCGCUUUAUCUCAGUUCGCAACAACUCUUUCUAUUGCCAAACCUUUCAUCUCGUGUUCUCGCCGGAGUUCACUCCUCCCAAUGGACGGAGAAACCCUCGCCGCCGGUCAUUCCUCGCCGGAGCACGUCUCCGGCGAGUGGCACUCCGUGCCGGAACUCCGGCUGCGAGAUCACCGGUUCACCGUUCCUCUUGACUACUCUGUGGGCCAUCAUUCUUCUCCCAAGAUCUCCGUUUUUGCUCGUGAAGUUGUUGCUGUUGGGAAGGAAGAGCAAACAUUGCCAUAUUUAUUAUAUUUGCAAGGUGGACCUGGGUUUGAGUGCCAGCGGCCAACUGAAUCCAGUGGAUGGAUUCAAAAAGCUUGUGAAGAGUUCCGUGUCAUCUUAAUGGAUCAGCGAGGAACAGGGUUAUCAAGUCCCUUGACUGUGUCAUCAAUGUCACAAUUCAAGUCUGAUGAUGAAUUAGCUGACUUCUUAAAACAUUUUCGAGCUGAUAAUAUAGUAAACGAUGCAGAGUUUAUUCGAGUACGCAUUGUUCCAGAUGCUGGACCUUGGACAAUUUUGGGACAGAGCUAUGGUGGAUUUUGUGCAGUAACGUAUUUGAGUUUUGCACCACAAGGACUGAAGCAAGUCCUUUUAACAGGAGGAAUUCCUCCAAUUGGAGAUGGAUGUACUGCAGAUUCAGUGUACAUAGCAGGCUUUGAGCAAGUUAUACGUCAAAAUGAGAAGUACUACAAGAGAUACCCUCAGGAUAUUAAAAUUGUUCAAGAACUUGUUAAUUAUUUAGCCGAAAAAGAAGGAGGAGGGGUGUCCCUUCCAUCUGGGGGCAUCUUAACCCCAAGAGGGCUGCAGACUCUUGGUCUCUCUGGCUUAGGAUCUGGAGCUGGUUUUGAACGCAUGCACUAUAUGUUUGAGAGAGUGUGGGAUCCUACAUUAGUUCUGGGGGCACCAAAGAGAUUAAAUUACUUCUUCCUAAGUUCUUUUGAGAAGUGGUUAAGUUUUGAUACUAAUCCACUCUAUGCUAUUCUUCACGAGUCCAUCUAUUGUCAGGGUUCUCCUAGUAGAUGGUCUGCUAGUAGAAUAAGGACUGAAGUUGAAGACAAGUUUGAUGCUAUUAAAGCUGCCAGAGAAGGACUUCCUGUACUUUUUACAGGAGAGAUGAUUUUCCCAUGGAUGUUUGAUGAGAUUCACGCCUUGAAACAAUUUAAAGAUGUAGCUCAUAUAUUGGCAGAGAAGAAGGAUUGGUCCCCACUAUAUGACGUGCAGGUUCUGAAAAACAACAAGGUACCCGUUGCUGCUGCCGUUUACUACGAUGACUUGUACGUGAAUUUUAAGCUGUCCAUGGAAACAGCUUCUCAAAUAGCAGGGUUUAGGCCAUGGAUAACUAAUGAGUUCAUGCAUUCUGGCUUGCGUGAUGAUGGGAGCAAAGUUCUUGAUCAUUUGUUGGGAAUGUUAAAUGGAAGGAAACCUCUAUUUUGAUCACCAUUGCAACUCUUGUCAAUGCUGACAGGUCUUUGAAUUUUGAACAUUUUAUUUUCUUCUGAAUUUAUGUAAUCUUCAAUUCUUAAGAUUAAACUGUAAGAUAGUACUUAUAUUUCUUGAAAUAUCUGUCAGGU
Messenger RNA from Gastrolobium bilobum, 1676 nucleotides. RefSeq lists its product as uncharacterized. Lineage: Eukaryota; Viridiplantae; Streptophyta; Magnoliopsida; Fabales; Fabaceae. The coding region runs from base 145 to 1539 and encodes 464 amino acids. Gene Ontology annotation, molecular function: peptidase activity. The transcript is spliced from 10 exons. Gene Ontology annotation, biological process: proteolysis. The record is from RefSeq and is a predicted model, not a curated record.